GGUGAGGCAGAAAAUAAGUUCUUGGAGGAGUAUACUGUAUACUCCAAUAAAAUGAGACAGGCCAUUUUCCUGCAUUUUUUCUUUGGAAUAAUGGCUUCGUUGAGUCUGUUUUGGGUGAAUGCUGAUGACCCAUACAGAUUUUAUACAUGGGAAAUCACAAAAGGAACAAUUGCUCCUCUUGGUGUUCCACAAACAGGCAUCCUUAUCAAUGGGCUGUUUCCUGGCCCCAACAUUGAUUGCGUAACUAACGACAACAUAAUUAUUAAUGUCAUUAAUAAGCUGGAUGACUCUUUCCUCAUUACAUGGAAUGGGAUCCAACAGAGAAAGAACUCAUGGCAAGAUGGAGUGCUCGGAACAAAUUGCCCAAUACCUCCAAACUCAAACUGGACAUACAAGAUGCAAACAAAAGAUCAGAUUGGGACUUUCACAUACUUCCCUUCGACGUUGAUGCAUAGAACUGCAGGUGGUUUUGGGGGAUUCAAUGUUGUCGAAAGGCCCCUAAUACCGGUGCCAUAUGACAAUCCUGCUGCGGGAUUCACUGUGCUUGUCGGCGAUUGGUGGAAGUCUGAUUCCAAGGCAUUAAAAGAUAGACUGGACUCAGGAAUUCCUUUUCCAUUCCCCGAUGGUAUUCUUAUAAAUGGGCAUCCUAAUUCUACUUUCUUCACUGGUGAAAAAGGACAAUCAUACCUGUUCAGGGUGUCAAAUGUUGGCUUAACAACUUCAAUCAACAUUAGGAUCCAGGGCCAUCCCCUGCUACUGGUAGAAGUUGAAGGAUGUCAUACUAUGCAGGAAGUGUAUGAAUCAUUUGAUAUUCAUGUUGGCCAAUCUGUGGCUUUUUUGAUCACCUUAAAUGCACAACCGAAUGGUUAUUUCAUUGUUGCUUCAACUCGUUUUACGAAUCCAAUUCUCAAUGCCACUGCAAUUCUUCGUUAUGCUGGUUCUGUUAGUGAAGCCUCUGGACCAUUACCCAUCGGUCCCACUUUUCAGAUUGACUGGUCUAUGAAGCAAGCAAUAACAAUCCGAUCGAAUUUGACAGCAAGUGCAGCUCGGCCCAAUCCUCAAGGAUCAUAUCACUAUGGGACGAUACAGGUCAACAGGACACUUGUGCUAGCCAACUCACUAACUCGAAUAAAUGGCAAGCUACGUUAUGGUGUUAAUAAAGUCUCUUACAUUGAACCAGACACUCCACUGAAGCUUGCUGACUGGUUUAACAUCCCCGGUGUCUUCAAUUUGACUACAAUAAAGGACAAGCCUCGUCCAGUCCCUGUAACUCUUGGCACCUCUGUCAUAGGCAUCAAUCUUCAUUACUUUGUGGAAAUUGUCUUCCAAAACAAUAAGAACACUAUCCAGUCAUGGCAUCUUGAUGGUUAUGCUUUCUGGACUGUUGGAUUUGGUUUUGGCAAGUGGAAUAUUAGUAUGAGGGAACAGUACAAUCUCGUUGAUGCUCCCACCAGAUAUACGGUUCAGGUAUAUCCUGAAUCUUGGAGUGCAAUAUUGGUCUCAGCAGACAACAAGGGAAUGUGGAACUUGAGAUCUGCUAUCUGGCCAAGCAGGUAUCUAGGACAGCAACUGUAUUUGAGAGUCUGGGAUCCAGUGACGAGCCUGUUUAACGAGUAUGACCCCCCUCCAAACCUGUUGCUUUGUGGCAAGGCUGCAAACUUAUAGAAGAAAUGGUUGCCAAUAUGACUUUGUAAUCUUUUAGUUUGAUGUUUCCCUUUCUGGUUCAGUUACGAGAGGGUGACUGUUGGAAACAGAAAGAGGAAAGAGAAGGAAAAUGGGGGACGAAAUUUAGUGUU
Ilex paraguariensis (yerba mate) is the source of this 1796-nucleotide messenger RNA. Lineage: Eukaryota; Viridiplantae; Streptophyta; Magnoliopsida; Aquifoliales; Aquifoliaceae. The record is from the annotation of a GenBank genome assembly.